Miscanthus lutarioriparius is the source of this 1005-nucleotide messenger RNA. The record is from the annotation of a GenBank genome assembly. NCBI's taxonomy places the organism in Eukaryota, Viridiplantae, Streptophyta, Magnoliopsida, Poales, Poaceae.
AUGCCGCCGCCGGCGCCGCUGACGGACGACCUCAUCGAGGAGAUCCUGAUCCGCAUCCCGCCCAACGAUCCCGCGAGCCUCUUCUACGCCGCCUUGGUCUGCAAGCCCUGGUACCGCGUCGCCUCCGAUCCUGGCUUCCGCCGCAGGCCCGUCGAUGACCCCCUCGUCAUCUGGGAUCCCAUCACUGGCGACCACCUGAAGCUGCCUGAACUGCCGAGGCAACAGGAGUGGACCAGCUGGAAUGCGGCGGUGCUCUGCGCCGCUGGGGGUUGUGACCACCUCAACUGCCGCCGUGGACCCUUCCUCGUGGCUGUGGUGGGCUGCGGUCACCGGGUGCUCUUCGGCCUCGUCUACUCAUCGGAGGCUAGCUACUGGAGCCUGCCCACCAAUUCUGUUGAGCAUGCCGAUGUGGACUACUUGGCGUGCGCUGCCCUUGUGGGGAAUGCGCUUUACUUCAAGUCUGAGAUAUGCAUCCAAGCAUUCAGGUCCAAAAUCAUCAAGUAUGAUUUGAGCACAUGGAAAAUGUCUGCAUUCUACCUGCCUUACGAAAUGAGCUUAUGGUUAACUUUUACCAUUGAUCUACCACUGUCCCAUCUUGAACAUGGGCCACGCAUUGUGCUUAUGGCCACAGAGGACGAUGCUAGGCUUGGAUUUGGUGCCGCCAUUAGUGGUAGUGUUGGAGAUGCGGGAUGGGCACAAAGCAAAGUCAUUGAUCUCCAGACACUACACCCUGCUGAUGCCAACUCCAUCUCUACUGAAUUGGUUGGCUUUGCAGAUGGCGUUGCACUCUUCUUUGUGCAGACUGUGGAUGGCCUAUUCAGUAUUGAUCUGAAAUCUGGCCAGGUGAAGAAGGUAUACAAUGGCGGUGACAUAGACAGUGUUGUUCCCUACAUGGCCUUCUGCACUCCAGGACUGGGAGCAAUAUCUGCAGGUGAGGAACUUGGAGCUGGUGCUUCCCGAGCAUCAAAGGUUCAAGUUGCUGGUGCAAGUUCUUCUAAAUCAUGA